UAUUAUUCUUUUUUUUAUUAUUUGACGCAUCCUGUGCUUUUAUUCUGAAUUUCUAAACCCAGAAGUUACGUCAGAGUUGCGACGAGGUUUGGCGGGCUCUUUCAAGCUUUGCGGUCCCGAAACUGAGCAGCCAACGUGCCAGCCAUUGAAUACAACGAAUUGAGACCAGGAAAGCCUCCGACGCCACCGUCAGCGACAUCUUCCUGACAUUCUUCUCCAUCAAAGAGGGGAAAGUCGCCUGGCGCACCAAAGAAACCGUGAGGGAUUAGUCUGAUGAGCUCAUCCUCCUUCUGAGUACCCAAGACCAGGCUUAGGACCCCCAAAAACAGCAAAAAUGUCACAUGAGCGAGUGCAGCCGGCACAGAGCAAGACCAGCAAGUACGUGCCCCCCAGCCUGAGGGACGGGGGCGCGCGCAGGGGCGAGUCCAUGCAGCCCAACCGCAGAGCCGACGACAACGCCACCCUCCACGUGUCCAACCUGUCCGAGGGCACAAGCCAGACGGACCUGCAGGAGCUCUUCAGACCCUUCGGCUCCAUCUCCAGAAUCUACCUGACCAAAGACAAGAAGACCGGGCAGUCCAAGGGCUUCGCGUUCGUCCGCUUCCACCGUCGCGAGGACGCGGCCGAGGCAAUCGCCGGCAUGUCAGGAUUCACGUGCGAUCGUCGUACCCUCAAAGUCGAAUGGGCCAAGUAAGGCAGCACCGCUUCGAAAUAUCCGGGAUCCUUUUUCCGUUUGCUGACCAACCAGAACUUUUUACCGCAUUUUAUCACAACGCUACAAUGAUUGUUA
Messenger RNA from Syngnathoides biaculeatus (alligator pipefish), 790 nucleotides. Its product is annotated as eukaryotic translation initiation factor 3 subunit G-like. NCBI's taxonomy places the organism in Eukaryota, Metazoa, Chordata, Actinopteri, Syngnathiformes, Syngnathidae. Gene Ontology annotation, molecular function: RNA binding. The transcript is spliced from 5 exons. The coding region runs from base 335 to 694 and encodes 119 amino acids. The record is from RefSeq and is a predicted model, not a curated record.